Lonchura striata (white-rumped munia) is the source of this 609-nucleotide messenger RNA. RefSeq names its product cytochrome c oxidase assembly factor COX16 (gene COX16). Gene Ontology annotation, biological process: mitochondrial respiratory chain complex IV assembly. NCBI's taxonomy places the organism in Eukaryota, Metazoa, Chordata, Aves, Passeriformes, Estrildidae. The record is from RefSeq and is a predicted model, not a curated record. Gene Ontology annotation, cellular component: mitochondrial inner membrane.
AGGCGGGAGGUGGGGCCGGGCCGUGGGGCGGGAGCGGGGCAUGGAGAAGCUGCGGCGGCUGUGGAGGGGCCGCACGAUGACCUUCGGCGUGCCGCUGCUGCUCUAUCUCAUUGGAGGAUCUUUUGGACUCCGUGAAUUUGCUCAGAUAAGAUAUGAUGUUCACAAGCUACAUGGCAAGGUUGAUCCAGCUUUGAAAGAAAAAUUAAAACAGAACACUGUGACACUGGAAUCUGAAUAUGAGAAGCUGGAAAAAUCUAACUUGGAUAACUGGGAGAACAUCAGAGGACCCAGUCUGUGGGAAGAUUCCAGGACGGUUCAGAAACAACGGCGGGAAGCUCUCCGUCUCAAGACUGAGUGACUGAGAAAGCCACCUUUGGUGCCUCUGGGAAAAAAAAUGUCUCAGGCUGGACUGUCUUAAUUUUUAAUCCAGUGUCAGGAAGAGACAUGGGAGCAUUUGCACUGAACAAUUCAGCUGGUGUAUAUAUAAGUAAAGUGAGAUCAGUCCAAAAGGCACUGUAUUAUAUGAAGCUCUUUGCAUUAAUUUGUAUAGAGUACCACAGGCUGUAUAUGUGAAUUUUCAAUUAAAAAGAAGCUGAUUAUUCUACUGAG